GCCAUGGGAAGCAUAAAAACAUCAGUCAAUGUCAACUUCUGUACUAUCUCAUUUCGAAAGUCUCUCCAACAACUGACUUUUGUUAUUCGCUUUUUUGGUCUUGUUCAUCGACAUUCUUUUCUCUCCCCUCGCCACGAUGCUCAAACCAGUUGCCCACGGCCUCAGUCGUAAACGAUCUCAUUCAGACGCGCUGGGAUACGAAAAACUACGACCUCAUUGCGACCUUUUGACAGCUCAUCCGUCUGACAGCAUCUCGAAUGACGUAUGUAGAAUCCUCGAUAUCAGAGUCAAGAAGAACAAGCCUGAAGGGAUGCUCGAUAAUGCGUUUUCAAAUGACAACAUCGCCCACGGCGACCUCGCAACCAACCACAGCACCGAAGGCAACAGUCUCAUAGAUGAAGGUCUCAGAAAUGAAGGUCUCACAGAUGAAGGUAUUGGAGACGACGAGAGCACAUGUUCCACGAAGACGAUCAAAUCUGGAGACAUCCAACUCAAAACCCUAUGGGACCGAGAAUAUCCGAUCAAUGAAUGGUAAGGGAAGUGCUGUACACUUAGCGACCUUUGCUAAGCCGGCGGUCCAGGCAGCCACAUGAUCCGAAAAGGACCGAGACUUGGGAACUAAGGUUAGCCCACAUCCUGAUGAAACAUCCUAUGUUAACUUGGUAUGAAAGUCACGAGCUUUAUUCUAAAUUAUUCGGCAUUUGCAAGACACCGAUUCCUGCUACCUACCGGGUUAGUUUGCCUCCUACCACUUCAGCCGGUGUCCUAGUUAAUAAAAGUCACAAGCGCGCGCUUGAUAUUGGAACAGCAAGUGGUAUUGUAUGACCCUCUCCGUGAUAUGAUAAGUACGCCAACACAGUUAUCUAGGUAGUUGGGCCUUGUAUGUUCUUU
Messenger RNA from Fusarium redolens, 891 nucleotides. RefSeq lists its product as uncharacterized. The record is from RefSeq and is a predicted model, not a curated record. The coding region runs from base 137 to 535 and encodes 132 amino acids. Lineage: Eukaryota; Fungi; Ascomycota; Sordariomycetes; Hypocreales; Nectriaceae. The transcript has a single exon.